Messenger RNA from Heterostelium album PN500, 2172 nucleotides. RefSeq lists its product as uncharacterized. Lineage: Eukaryota; Evosea; Eumycetozoa; Acytosteliales; Acytosteliaceae. The transcript is spliced from 4 exons. The record is from RefSeq and is a predicted model, not a curated record. Bases 1 to 2172 code for a protein of 723 amino acids.
AUGGUUGAGUUAGUUAUAAUGAAUAUUGCUAAGGAAUCUUAUAAGGAUGAUGAAGCUGGAUCAUCUCGUGAUGAAUCCAGCAGUAUUCAAGAUAGUAGUGAGGAGUCGAUUGAGGAUGACGACAAUGAAGAUGAGGACGACGAGGAGGAUGACGACGACGAUGACGACGAGGAGGAUGACGACGACAGCUUUGAGAUAUCGGAUAUCGAAAUAAAGAACAACGAUACAACCGAGGUGAAGAACCUAAAGAUCAAGUUGUUGAAGGAGAAGAGCAAGGUUCUCGACGCCAAGGAGACCAUCGAGAGUUUGGUCGAGCAGAUCACCGCUUACAAGGCGUCGGUCGAGGAGGAGAAAACCGAGUUGGAGAACAAGCUCAAACACGAGAAGAAGACGAAGCUCGAGAUCGAGAUGAGUGCGAAUCUAUCGUCGUCGACACCGUCCGCUUCCGACUCGGUGACGGUCGCCAGUCUCAAGAAGCAGUUGGCCGACCUCCAAAACUCGUUGGUCAAGGAGAAGGAGAAGAUAACCAGCGUCGAUCUUCUCAUGUUGCAAGCACGUCGCAUCAUGGGAUUGGAGGGAACGGCUGUCGGUGCGAUCGAGCAGUCGAACGCCAUCGAGAUCAACACACUCAAGACCAACGUCGAAGUCGAGAAACAACUGCAUCACAAGACACAGCUACAGCUCGAAGAGGAAAAGAAAAAGUCGGAACUCAACAAAAAGACCGCAGACAACCUGGUUGCGAGAAUUAAAGAUCUCAUUUCCUCACACCACGAAACACUACAGCAGUUGGACGACGAGAAAGAGAAUACCAAACUACUAGAAUCUGAAGUUGAUAAAUUGAAAGAACAAAUGAAUUUACUUCAUCAAAAAUUAUCUGUAAAUAAUAAUAAUAAUAAUAACAACAAUGAACAAGUACAACAACAACAACCAUUGAGUAGUGAAUCAAGUACACCAACUAUUACACAAUCUCCAUCUUCAGAGAGUGUUGGUCAAGUUUUGGAGAAUGGAAAUUCCACUCCAAAUUCAAAUAAUUCCACUCCAAACAUUUUGGAAUCAUCACCUUCCACCUCACAACCAAAGACCAUUCCAAUUCAUAGAGAUGGAAAUAUCGAUGUUGCUGAUAUUCUCAAAUCACUGCCAGCUGCACCAACCUUUGUAACACCACCUAACAACAACAAUAAUCAUAGCAACAAUAAUAAUCAUAGCAGCAGCAAACAAUCAGAUACUGAUUCUUCAUCUGAUGAAAAAUCAAAUGUUACCAAACCUGAAUCGUCAUCAUCAUCAGCAAAAGCAGCUGCUGCUGCUAAUCGUGAGCGUAUGCUAUACAAGACGAUUAGACGUAACCAAACGAUGAAGAUGAUCAAUGAGAUGGGUGGUGAUCUCACUAUGGAGAAGCAGUCGGUAACCGAUAGCGGUGUUGCCACUACCACAACCAAGUCGUCGGUCACACAAGAACACACUGGUCCCGGAGGUUCCAGUGUGGUCAACAAGAACAAUGGAAGUGUAAAGACCUUUAGCUUCGAGAAUAAAUCGAAUGGAUCCAUCCAGUACGGUGCUGGAUUCAACUUUACUUCACUCACCAACGCCGGUGGCAGUUCCAACAACGAGAUCAUCGAGCGCAAAAAGUCUAUCGGAUCGAUCAGCAAGCACGACAAGCGUAUCGAGAAGGAGAUCAAGGAGAUCAACAAGAAGAUUCUGAAGGAGAAGGAAAAGGAAGAGAAGAAAGAGAAGGAGAAAGAGGAGAAGAAAGAAAAGGAAAAGGACGAAAAGAAAGAAGAAAAGAAAAAGAAAGAAUCGACACUAAAGAAAGAUAAGAGUUCCAGCAAACUUUCAUUAAGAGAUUCAAAAGAUAACAAUAAUAACAACAACAACAACAACAACAGUAAAGAUAGUAAUAACAAAGAUAGCAGUAGUAAGGAUAGUAAUAAUAAUAGUCCAGCAUCAUCACCAUCGCUUUCACACAAAUCAGAUUCUCAAAUGGAUCUCUCAAAGAACGCUGACUCCUCUGCUGUAUCAUUAGAUGAUCUGCCAGACUACUUGAAGACUCCAGAGGCGAUGGGCGACACUGCAUCGAGCAAAACUGGAAAAGACACUGUAAAAAGUGAAAUUGGUUUAAAAAUAAUUAUCGCCUUGUUAACAUCGUCAUCAACAACCACAAUAACAACAACAUAA